This is a messenger RNA of Penicillium samsonianum, 1050 nucleotides long. RefSeq lists its product as uncharacterized. Lineage: Eukaryota; Fungi; Ascomycota; Eurotiomycetes; Eurotiales; Aspergillaceae. Bases 1 to 1050 code for a protein of 349 amino acids. The transcript has a single exon. The record is from RefSeq and is a predicted model, not a curated record.
AUGUACAUUUUUCGCUGUACAUUUUUCGAAAGGAUAGAGACAAACCUGUCCCUCAAAGGCCUUGGAAGGGUGGAAGCCAUAGCAAACGAUUCAGAGCUAGCACCGCAUGUUUGUUCCCUGGCCGUGAAAUAUGUCGACACGCCAGAAGAUAAACUUGGAGAAGGCUUAACGUGGAAUCGACAUUCCUCCGGCUAUUUACUACCGGACGCAGAUGUUCAGAAAUGGGCUGAGGCUCUGCGUGGUCUGGUGAACUGCACGUCAUUUCACCUCAUUCGGCAGGGCUGGUCUGAUAAAGACACCUGUCUCGAUCACUUCACGUCCACUGAUACCAUAACACUGAUUCUCAAUGGUAUCAUCGAGGCUCAUAUCCCCGUCAAAGAAUUCCUGGUUGAUUUCAUACCGGAACUUCGCGGAGGAGCAAACGAACUCGAUUUAAGACGCCUUAAUGUGCCUGAUCUUUGGAAGCCAGAGUUUAUUGCUGUUUGGGCCAAUUUGCAAGUUCUCCUGUUGAACUUUACAAUGGAAAAAAUUGGGAUUGCCGACUGGAUUGACCCAAUAGUGCGGCAUGCAACUGAUCUGCGUAAAUUGACAAUCGUAUUCGAUCACGGUUGGGCAGCACGCGGACUUAUUGAACGCCUUUCCUCCCUUGACACGACUUCUCAGCUGCAGGAACUCACGCUGAAAGGGGGGACGCAUUCAAAAAUCAACGAAGCGAGCUUAAGCAAGCUAUUACACAACUAUCGGGACAGCCUUCGUGUCCUCAACAUAGCUUGGGUAACACUGGAGAGCUCAGGCUGGAAAUCGAUAAUUAGAAUGCUCAGCGAGUUUCCUAUACUCAAGAGCUUCUCAUUCAACACCCUGGGAGAAGCUCGCUACGAAAUCCAAUUUCCGGUUGCUUCUGAAAUCCCGACGGUAGACGAGGGUACAGAGUUUACAUCCCGCCCUCGAAAGAGAAAAGACCGAACCUUCAAUACCAGGGUCAGCUGCCGGGGACCCAAUACAAAAGCUAUUAUUCAAAGACUUGCCGACUCAAUGGAGAUAGUCCGUUAA